Molecule: messenger RNA, 2173 nt
Organism: Myxocyprinus asiaticus (Chinese sucker)
Lineage: Eukaryota; Metazoa; Chordata; Actinopteri; Cypriniformes; Catostomidae
Gene: rpap3
Product: RNA polymerase II associated protein 3
Exons: 17
Coding region: 148-2040 (630 amino acids)
Molecular function (GO): protein binding
Source: RefSeq, a predicted model, not a curated record
UGGCUAGUGAUGACGUAUGUGUGACGUUGGCAUGCGCAGAUGAGGAUGUCCUGAACACACACACUGCUGAUUUAAAUCUCUCCAUCAGCAAUAAUACAGAGAAUCAUCUAGCAAGUUCUCCCCCGUUUGUCUGAUGUGGGCUGAGUGAUGUCUGCAAAUAAAGCCCUGGAGCUGCAGAUGCAGAUGAGACAGAAUGCAGAAGAUCUGCAGAACUACAUGAAGGAGCUCGACAACUGGGAGGAAGAAGUCAAGAGGAAAGACCAGCAGCUUCGUAUUGGAAACAUAGACGUAACACAAAAAACUCUCCCGCCAGUGAGGAACAAGGAUUAUACGAAGACAAAGAAGAGGGUGAAACGUAAAACAAAUGGUGACAACGGUCAGAAAGAGACACAGCGGAUAAAGUCGUACGAUUAUCAAGCCUGGGACAAAUUUGACGUGGACAAGGCUCUGGAGAUCAUGGAAACGACGGAGAGCCCGGUGCAGUCCAGUGAGUCCGACUCUGAGAGAGUUCAGGUGGACAGAGAUCUGGCGCUCGCUGAGAAAGAGAAAGGUAAUGAGUUGUUCAAAGACGGUCAGUACGACAGCGCGGUCGAGUGUUACACCAGAGGAAUGAACGCAGAUCCGUACAACCCCGUCCUGCCCACAAACAGAGCUGCAUGCUUCUGCAGACUGAAGAAGUUUGCUGUGGCCGAGUCGGACUGUAAUUUGGCAAUCGCUCUGGACAGUAAAUACGUGAAAGCUUACGCCAGGAGAGGAGCCGCACGCAGUGCUCUCAAGAACCAUCAGGGGGCGCUCGACGAUUAUGAAAUGGUCCUGAAAUUGGAUCCUGGAAACUUAGAGGCGCAGAAUGAAAUAAAGAAAUUAAAGCAGGUGUUAGAAUCCAGCAGACAGACAGCAGAGGUGAGAGAGAGUGAGACAGCUGCAGCGACUGCGCAGACGCUUGAUCCCUUUAAACAGCAGGAGCUGCAGGAACAACACAGGAAACAGGAAGCUGUUAUUCAGAAAGACAGAGGAAACGCUUACUUUAAAGAAGGGAAGUAUGAGGCCGCUGUGGAGUGUUACACUAAAGGAAUGAAAGCAGACGACACAAACGCUCUGCUGCCGGCUAACAGAGCCAUGGCAUACCUCAAACUACACAGGUACAGUGAGGCAGAGCAGGACUGCAAAACAGCUCUUGCUCUGGACAACACGUACUCGAAAGCGUUUGCAAGACGAGCAACAGCGCGAGCCGCUCUAGGAAAGAUCAGAGAAGCCAGAGAAGAUUUCGAACAGGUUCUGAAGCUCGAGCCAGGAAAUAAACAAGCCAUAAUUGAGAUUGAGAAACUCACAGCGGAGCUGAGGGCCAGUGGACUUCUGUUUCCAGAGGAGAACACACAGAGAAGAACCAUCCAGCCAAUCAACAAACCUGAACAUCUCAGAUCCACUAAACCGUUGAGGAGAAUAGACAUACAGGAAGUAGGUGGAGAGAUGAUGCUGUCAGUCAAACCUGAAGAAGCGUCUGCUCCGCCCUCUGUGCUGUCUUCACCCAAUCACAAGAUCCAGAAGAUAGAGAUCUCAGAUGCCUUCUGUCCUCCUGCUCACAGGAGUUCUGAUGGUGAUUUAAGUAAAGAGAUGAAGGAUGUUCAUGUAGAUGCAGUGCGUGUCUCGUGUGAGGAUCUUGAACAGGUUCCUGCUCCACCCAACAACAGUUUUCAGCUGGAAUCUGACCUCAGAAAGAUCAGCCGGCACCCAGAAUCCACUUACAGAUAUUUAAAGCAAAUCAGUCCAGAUGCUUUUCCAAAGAUCUUCCAGAACUCUCUUGAGCCUGAUAUUCUUAACGUGCUCCUCAAGACAUUCCACAACUUCUACACUGAACGUGAAGAUGCGUCUCUCGUUCUGGACAUCCUGAGGAAUCUGGCGAGCGUCAGGAGAUUCGACAUGGCUGUCAUGUUCAUGUCGACUGCAGAGAGGAAAGUGGUACAGGAGCUGUUUGACUGGAUUCAUCGUGCCGGUCUGACAGACCAUUCUGUUCAAGACUUACAGAAGAAAUACGGCCUGUGACCUCUGCUCACAGUAAGAGGGGAGGAAUCUCACCUGUUUAAACUCGAUAAAACAUCUGUGACAGAAACAUGUUUGAAUGUGAAUGCUCAUUAAAUAUGUCUGAUACCUCAAACUGGAUCUCUGGUGCCUUUAA